AAUAUGGAAAGUUUUGGAGACGAUGUUUAACUUUAAAAAAUACUCCUUAUUGCGACAUUAGUCUUUCAGUUUAUUAUGACUCUAUAUUUGAGAUCUUUAAACCAUUAAAUUAGUAAGUAGUUUAGGCUGAUGCAAAAUAUGAUAACCCCUAUAGAAUAACCUCCUUCAAAUGGAAAAAAUACAGUUAAUUAAAUGAAUAAUAAUCAAAAAUCCGCUUAGAAUCCUCAAAAUUAACCUAAUUUUAAAGAUUCUCCUAGUCCUAAUUAACCACAGGAUGGGGAAAAGCUGGUGGGUUUAAUUUAAUAAAUUGGUCCACUCCAAAAGGAUAUAAACACACUAGAUAGUUAAUUUUAGAAAGAAAAAGAGUAACAGAAAAGCCUAAUAGAAUAAUAACUUAAAAUAGCUGAAUAAAAAAUGGAAGAAAAAUUCAAGAAAGAAAUAAGUUCAGAAAUUAAAAAAAUGGUUGAUGAAUUUCAAUAAAAAAUAGAAAAACUAUCUGCAGAUUUCUAAAAUGAUAUAAAUUAAAAAAAUGAUAAAUUCUAAGAACUAAAUGCUGAAAUAUAGGAACUGAAAUAACAAAAUGAUAAUACAAUUUAAAAAGAAAUAAAAUAACUAAAUGAUUAAAUAUAGAAACUGAAAUAACAAAAUGAUGAUAAAGUUUAAAAAGAAAUAUAAUAACCAAAUGCUGAAUAAUAGGAACUGAUAUAACAAAAUGAUGAUAAAAUUUAAAAAGAAAUAAAAUAACUAAAUGCUUAAAUAUAGGAACUGAAAUAACAAAAUGAUGAUACAAUUUAAAAAGAAAUAAAAUAACUAAAUGAUUAAAUAUAGAAACUGAAAUAACAAAAUGAUGAUAAAAUUUAAUAAGAAAUAUAAUAACUAAAUGCUUAAUAAUAGGAACUGAUAUAACAAAAUGAUGAUAAAAUUUAAGAAAUGAAAUAACUAAAUGCUUAAAUAUAGGAAUUGAAAUAACAAAAUGUUAAAAUUUAAGAUGAAAUAAAAUAACUAAAUGGCUAAUUUUAAAAAGAAUAACUAAAUGGAUAAAUAUUGGAAUUGUAAUAACAAAAUGUUAAAAUUUAAGAGGAAAUACAAGUUAAAAUAGAAUAACUUAAUGGUUAAUUAUAAUUGGAUAUAAAUGGUAAACUCUAGGGAAUCAAAUAACAAAUUAUUACUCAAUAUAAUUAGGAUUUAGAAAUUCUGAAAUAAAGACAAUAUGAAGAAUAUUUAGACCUAAGAAAUCAAAUAUAAAAUUUAGGAAAUCUCUAAGAAAAAAUAGAACAAUUAAAAAAUGACAAUUAAGUAAUUAAGGAAGAUUUGAAGAAUUUGAAGAAAAAAAUUCUUCCAUCUCCAUCUCCAUCUCCUCCUCCAAUUCCAUAAGAUGUUACAAUAAUACCUUCCCUGUAUAAUAAAACUUGCAGGGCUAGAUCUGUGGAGGCUUAGUAUAGAGAUUUUGUCAGUGACAUUUUAAACUAAAAAGAUUUGAUUUUAGAUUAUGGUAUGAAUAAACUUGAAAUUAAAACUUAAUUAAAGAAAUAUCUAAAUGGUAUGAGGAGAGCAAGGGGAGAUGGUAACUGCUUUUAUACAUCUUUUGUGUUUUAGUAUUUAGAUUUCAUGAUCAAUAAGACAAAAACUGAUUAAUUUGAAUAAUUAUUUUAACAGAUAUCAAUGCUACCAUUUGAAAUAUAUUAUUAAAAUGAAUUGUUUAACCAAACUGAUUUUGAUAUUUUGAGAUAGAAAUUUGUUGCAAUUUGUAAAAAACUAAGAUCAGUAAAUGAAUUAGAGAGAUAAAAUUUAUUUUUUUAAUAUUUCAAAGAUGAAGAAAAUGAAUUUUAUGGUUUAUCAAUUGUAUUCCUAAGAAAUUUGGCUUUCAAAUUUUGUUUGGAGGAUUCAGAAGUUAGUGGAACCUUUUAAACCUUAGGCUUGAUUUUAAAGGAUUAAUUAUUAGAAUGGGAAUUCGAUUGCUAAAAUAAUGAAGUUGUAAUAAAUUUGCUGAGUCUAAAAUUAAACAUGUAAAUAUUAUGCUAUAUAUUAGUCAAACGAUCCUUUUUUAGAUUGAAAACUAAAACUUAAAAAUUUUAUAAUAUAAUGAGUGUUCUAACCCAAUGCUUAAAAUCUACUUACUGUUUCGACCUGGACAUUAUAACAUUGGAGUUCCAAUAGUCUAAUAGCAAUAGGAAUGA
Messenger RNA from Paramecium octaurelia, 2177 nucleotides. The record is from the annotation of a GenBank genome assembly. NCBI's taxonomy places the organism in Eukaryota, Ciliophora, Oligohymenophorea, Peniculida, Parameciidae.